Sus scrofa (pig) is the source of this 1527-nucleotide messenger RNA. NCBI's taxonomy places the organism in Eukaryota, Metazoa, Chordata, Mammalia, Artiodactyla, Suidae. The record is from RefSeq and is a predicted model, not a curated record.
AGGUGAGGCCCGUGCCUGAGAGGGAGGGGGCUGGGGAGUUCAGGGAAGCAGGGGAGCUGGCACAGGAGGCUGGACCAGGGAAGGAGGGAGGGAGAGCGCUGCUCACUGGGUCUUUGCCAGGACAGGGUUGCUCGGGGUGGGGGUGGGGGCGCUGAUCCAGAACCCAGGACAAGCAAGUGGGGGGAUCUUAACUCCAGGGGCUUGGGGGAGUCUGGGACGUGGUGCCAGACCCAUCAGCUCUGGCCGGAGUUCCUGGGUCCUGGUCUCCCAAAAGACAAGAAGCUGGGAAAAGGGGGUGCGUCCGAGUCCAGCAGAGGGGUCCCACGGGGGGGACAGUAUGUGACAGUCAGCCACCUCUCCUCCAGUGGGUGCUGAAAGGGGCCAAGUGUGUAAAGGAGGGAGCAGCUGUGUGUGUGUGUGUGUGUGUGUGUGUGUGUGUCAGGUGUUUGUGAAUUCCGGGUGCAUGCCCAGCUCUGCCAUCUGGGUGAGAGGGUGUUAAUUAAACAGGGAGCAGGUGCUCAAUAAAUAUUUGUCCAGUGGCAUAGCUCAUCUGUAGGAGUACAUGGCUGUGUGUGUCCAGCGGCAUCAUGGAAGCCCCCCGGGGCUGGCUGGUGAUCAUGAUCAGUGUGCUGGCCGUAUCCCUGGCCUCUUCGGCGGCCCAGGACACGUGCCGAGAUCUGGACGGGAGGGACGGGGCCGCAGGAAAACCCGGCCGACCCGGGCGGCCAGGCCCCAAGGGAGAACGAGGAGAGCCGGGAGCCCCUGCCUUUCAGACUGGCAUCCGCGGCCUUAAAGGAGACCAGGGGGAGUCUGGGUCCCCUGGAAAACCUGGCAGAAUGGGCUACCCGGGGCCCAGCGGCCCUCCAGGGCUCCCGGGCCUCCCAGGGUUGAAGGGCAUCAAGGGCAACCCGGGAAACAUCAAGGACCAGCGCCGGCCGGCCUUCUCGGCCGUGCGACAGAAUCCUCCGACGAGCGGCAACGUGGUCAUCUUCGAUGAGGUCAUCACCAACCAGGAGGGCGCGUACAAGAGCCAGCUGGGCCAGUUCAUCUGCGAUGUGCCAGGCUACUACUACUUCACCUUCCAGGUGGUGUCCAAGUGGGACCUCUGCCUGUACAUCAUGUCCUCUAGGAGAGACCAGGUCCAGCAGUCCUUGGGCUUCUGUGACUUCAACAGCAAGGGACUCUUCCAGGUGGUGUCUGGGGGCACGGUGCUCCAGCUCCAGCGGGGAGACAAGGUCUGGAUCCAAAGAGACCCCAAUAAGGGCCGCAUUUACCAGGGUUCAGAAGCGGACAGCGUCUUCAGCGGCUUCCUCAUCUUCCCCUCCACCUGAGCCAGAAAAAGACCCCCCCUACCCGCCUCCCCACCACGGCCUCUGCUUCCCGCUGUGUGACCCUGGCCUACUCAGGCCACCUCUGUGGUGGCUAUGCUCCACUCUGUAAAGUGGGGGUGCUGUUGCUUUAGCUGCCUAAAGGGAGAUCAUUUCUCAAAUCUUUUUCUGGAAUAAAAUACCAUGAGUCCAUCACGUC